Hemibagrus wyckioides is the source of this 1620-nucleotide messenger RNA. RefSeq lists its product as uncharacterized. The record is from RefSeq and is a predicted model, not a curated record. The transcript is spliced from 3 exons. The coding region runs from base 168 to 782 and encodes 204 amino acids. NCBI's taxonomy places the organism in Eukaryota, Metazoa, Chordata, Actinopteri, Siluriformes, Bagridae.
AAAUAGUGCAGAGAGCGAGUCAGAUUUUCCAGCUGUGCGAACUGGAGACACACACACACACACACAAACACACACACACACACUCACACACACACACACACACACAGAGAGCCCCAUCGGAGCGAGCAAACACAACGCCUCACUUCCCUCACUAAAGCUGCAGCAGGAUGGCAUGGUUUCUUCUGCUCCUUCUCACUGUGUGGCGCACUGGAAGCAGCAUUGACGUGGACAUGGGGGACAGAGACUGGGACUGGGGCUCUGGCCUACAUGAUCUGCUGCACAGCUUCCCUGCUCACAGUCCCUUUGUCACAGAGACACCUGAACAUGCAGCAAACUGCACACAGCGCUUCUGGCUGCCACCGUCCACUCCUGUGUGCUGGGAAAACAUAGCAGGCCCAGAGGAGUUCGAGGAGACGCGUCUGCUGGUGCUGCAGAACCGAGCAGCGCUCCAUGCUGUGACUGAGGCCAGCGGUCUGGAGGAGGGAGGAGUCUCUUAUGAGCAGCAGGCCAUAGUGGAUGUCCAAGGGGUUCGAGAAGAUCACCUCAGCAUUUCUCAGACUGUAGAAUCAAUGCAGAAGGUUUUCUUAGACCUGGAUGCGAAGAGGAAAGAGGGUGAUGAACAUGACACUUUGAUUGCAAGUUUACAGGAGCAGAUUGCAAACACAAUGAACAUCAUAAAUGGCAGGGAAGAAAUGGCAGCCCUUCUGGAACAGCAUCUCUCUAAACUCGAGAGGACAUUGAACGCCAUACAACAUCGACUAACCCGACUAUUGAACCAGUAAACGACAUUAUAGCAGAUGACUGACACUCAGCCCAGUGCAUGCCUGUGAAGAAGCAGGACUUUACACCUAAAGCAUGACUUUCUAUUGUAUUAUACCUGUUUCACUGUUAGGAGUAAGUGAUUUGAAGAUGUUCUUGACAUCAUGAUACACUAUAUUGAAAAAAUUUUUGGGACACCCCUCCAAAUUUAGGUGUUGUUUUUCAGGGGUUGGGCUUGGCCCCUUAGUUCCAGUGAAAGGAACUCUUAAUGCUUCAGCAUACCAAGACAUUUUGGACAAUUUCCUGCUCCAAACUUUGUGGGAAGAAUUUGGGGAUGACCCCUUCCUGUUCCAACAUGACUGCACACCAGUGCACAAAGCAAGGUCCAUAAAGUCAUGGAUGAGAGAGUUUGGUGUGGAGGAACUUGACUGGCCUGCACAGAGUCCUGACCUCAACCCUAUAGAACAUCUUUGGGAUGAAUUAGAGCAGAGACUGCAAGCCAUCCCCAAGGAAGGGGUCAUCCCCAAACUGUUCCCACAAAGCAAAGAGAGCAUGAAAUUGUUUACUAAAAUGUCUUGGUAUGCUGAAGCAUUAAGAGUUCCUUUCACUGGAACUAAGGGGCCAAGCCCAAGCCCUUAAAAACAACACCUGAGUUCAAUGAUUUGGAGAGUCCCAAAACCUUUUGCAAUAUAGUGUCAUAAAUACUUUUGUAACAUUGAACAACUGCUUACUCUUAAGACAAUCUAUUUGGAUGUUACAUAUUUUUAUAUUCAUUUUUUUAGACCAGCUGCUUGAUAGGUGUUUGUAUAUUUUAUAAUUAAACAUAAAAUCACUAAAUUAAUAAAUGGUAUGCUUUUUAAA